AUGCCGACUUUCCCGUGCACCAGUCUCACAUUGUGCGAGGAGCUGACUGUAGCAGUCUACGGCGGUCAUUUAUAUGUUCUGCAAACAGAGUCAGGCAAGCAUGUAGCAUCAACCGCUAGCAACACAUCAGAAUCCAAGCCUCCAAUUCGUCAAGUCGCGCUCUCUCUCAAGCGGAGACGUCUUGUGACGAUUGACGAACAAAAGUCUCUCAAAGUGUGGGACGUCGACCGCCUGGAUCUUCUCAGCUCGAGAGAAAUACCUAAAAAGGCGAAUCAGCUAUUGAUCACGCAAGACGAGACCAUUCUCGUCGCAGACAAAUUCGGCGAUGUAUUCUCAUAUCCAAUGGAUGCACCUGAAAUCCCGCCUCCUGUGCCCAAGCCCAAAAACUCGUUGGAGAAUCGUAAAAGCGUCGCCUCGCAUUCGAAUCCGUCACUAGGCACGCUCAUUGUGGGACAUACAUCGAGUCUAUUGAGCAUGACUCUGAGCAGGGACGAGCGUUUCCUCGUUACUGCGGAUCGAGAUGAGCAUAUUCGAGUCAGUCAUUAUCCUCGAGGGUACAACAUUGAACGCUAUUGCCUUGGGCAUACAAAAUAUAUAUCCGCUAUCCAUAUCCAUAGACACUUGCCUCAUCUUCUCAUAAGCGGAGGUGGCGACCGAGCCCUAUACUUUUGGGACUACCUAAAAGGAACGCUUCUCCAUCGCCUGGAUGUCUGGGAAGUCGUCCAUGGCUCCACAAAGGUUUCAAGUCAGCGACGUAAGUGGAAGAGAAUCGAGGUCAAGCGAGGAGAAGGCUGGCGAGCCCGUCGAAAGAGAGAGAGAGAAGAAAAGAAGCGUCUCAAAAGUCAGCAAAGUGGACAAGUUGAGCCGGCAAACAGCGACCAGGGCCAGCAAACGCAGUCCCCAGAUAGGACUUAUCAGGAUGAAGUCGAAAAUGAAGAACGAGACAUGAUCGAAGAUGAAGAAGACCAUGUGGGUGAUUCGUCAGAACGACAAGAGAUUGGUGGGGGAAUCAUUGUCAGCCAAGCAAGAGCGAGACUGCCUUCACUCGAAGAGGUGAUCGCAGUAUCCAAGAUCGAAACACUUUGCUUCAAAUCUCAGUAUGCCUUGCUCUUCUCUGCGUUUGGGUCGAAUGGAGUCUUCUUUGUUCCAUGUGACGCGAAUACCGGCCUUCCAUCACAGGAUUCACUGUUCGUUCAUUACUUCCCUGCGCCCAUCCUAGAUAUUGCCGUUCAUACGGUAAAAUCUCAUCCACGAGAAGAUCCGACAGAAGGCCCCGUCUCCCAAAUCUAUGUUUCGAUUGACACGGGGUUUUGUGCAGAGGAAGACGCGGCAGGCACGCCUAUGAGCACUAGGGAUCCUGAAAUGAACAAUGGUGCAACUGGGGUCUCCCGCGAGAAAACCACUUCGGAGAUAACGACGGACAUUAGAGAGACGGAGGAAAUUGAAGGAGAGGACAACGAGGGUGAAGGUGUCGGUAUGGAGGGGAUUGAAGGUACCGAUGGGCAGCAGCCGCCAGGGAGCACAACCUCCAAGGACAAUGAAACUCCGCAUAAGGGGCUCAGAAAGCAAGCAAGGAAAAAGUGGGCUGACAAGAUGGCAGAAGAGGCACGCAAACGGGUUGGCACAGAGGUGAACACUCCGACCAUUUCGGAAUCUGCACUUCCUGCUCAGUCAAGCGAAUUCAUUCCUACAUACUCGCCAUCUGAUGCCAACGCCAGCGCUGUCAAUAUGUCGUCUACUAGAACGGGUGUGGAGGUGGACGGGCCGGGAGGGAGUGGCAUCGGUACGGUCCGUAAAGGGCGGGAUGAGAUGACAGAUUCCGGAAAGACUGGAAGAGUUGAUGAUGGGGAUGAUGGGGAUAGUGGGCCGGCGACAAAACGGUUGAAGAAGGAAGUGGACGCCUGA
Messenger RNA from Serendipita indica DSM 11827, 1905 nucleotides. Lineage: Eukaryota; Fungi; Basidiomycota; Agaricomycetes; Sebacinales; Serendipitaceae. The record is from the annotation of a GenBank genome assembly.